This is a messenger RNA of Scleropages formosus (Asian bonytongue), 963 nucleotides long. RefSeq names its product olfactory receptor class A-like protein 1. Gene Ontology annotation, cellular component: membrane. The transcript has a single exon. The record is from RefSeq and is a predicted model, not a curated record. Bases 1 to 963 code for a protein of 320 amino acids. Gene Ontology annotation, molecular function: pheromone receptor activity. Gene Ontology annotation, biological process: G protein-coupled receptor signaling pathway. NCBI's taxonomy places the organism in Eukaryota, Metazoa, Chordata, Actinopteri, Osteoglossiformes, Osteoglossidae.
AUGCAGAUGGAAUUGCGCUCUGUGUUGAAGGCAGCCGGCUUCAUCUGCCUGGUGGCAGUGGGCCUCCCUGCCAACCUGAGCGUGCUGCUCCUCUUCUGCCGCCUGCGACUCUCUCGGGGAAGCCUGCAACCCAACGACUUCAUACUCGGCAACCUGGCAGCUGUAAACCUGGCAGUCUUGCUGUGUCGCAGCAUACCCCAGACCCUUGUUGCUUUGGGUUUGAGACGCUUGUUUGACGAUCAAGGGUGCAAAGCAGUCAUCUUUGGUUACCGCAUUGGUCGUGCCAUGUCGAUAUGUGUAACAGCUCUGCUGGGGUGCUACCAGAGUGUGAGUGUAGCUCCAGCCACACCACGCUGGACUGCGCUCAAGCGCUGGCUCUCUGCCCACUUACCCUAUGCCAUCAUCCUCCUCUAUGGCCUCAAUAUCUUUGACUGUUAUGGUGCCAUAGUCUACCCACAGGCGCCACCCACCAAUGGUUCCAUCCCAGAGUUCACCCUUAAUCUUGAGUUCUGCAUCGUGGUUUUCCCAGGCUCUCAAGCCUAUGUAGUCAAUGGUAUGAUUUACACCCUGAGGGAUGUGAUUUUUGUGGUUGUGAUGGUGUUGGCAGCAGUCUACAUGCUGCUGGUCCUGUACAGACACCGACAGCAGGUGAAGGGACUGCGGGGGGCCAGCCGGGCAUCAGUGGGUGCCUCCCAGGCUGUGCUGGUUCUGGUGUGCACAUAUGUAGCACUGUUUGGUCUGGAGAAUGUGCUGUGGGGAUACACACUCUCUGUCUCCCGGGUUCUGCCCGCCGUCUCUGAUGCACGUGUCUUCUUUGCCUCCUGCUAUUCUGCCCUCUGCCCUGUCCUCAUCAUCGCCACUAACCGCAGGCUGGCGGGAAACUUUCGGUGCUUUACACAUGACAAGAAAGGGGAGGAUCCCUCAACUCCCAGAGAAUCUAACACAUCCCAUGUAAAAGCAUGA